CUCAGAUUGGCUGGGCCGUCCGUUUAGAAGAAGACGAUUGAGAAAAAGUUUGCCUGGGCCGGUGUGGCGUAGCAAUAGCCGCCGGCAACAAGGUUUUCGUGUCUCAAGCUCAAAGUCUGAGCUCCAGAGCCGCUGCUUACAAUUGUUGGAAAUGGAGGAUUUGAGCAGCGAUGAAAUCCCAACGGAGGCCAAGAAAUCUAAGACACCCAGAAAGCGCAAGGAAAAGGAAAGCGCUCUUAAGCAGAAAUCUCCGGCUGAGUUCUUUGCAGAGAAUAAGAACAUUGCUGGAUUUGAUAAUCCAGGAAAAUGCCUUUAUACUACUGUAAGGGAACUUGUCGAGAAUUCCCUUGAUUCUGCGGAGUCCAUCUCUGAACUUCCUGUUGUAGAAAUAACAAUUGAAGAGAUUGGCAAAAGCAAGUUUAAUUCAAUGAUUGGUCUUGUUGACCGUGAACGUGUUGAUGAGAAACUAUAUGAUGAUUAUGAGACGGCUAAGGCCAGGGAGAAACGAUUAGCAAAAGAAGCCCGCGCUCAUGAAAUACAAGCAAAGAAUGCUGCCCUUGGAAAGAAAGUCAAAGAGCCUCAAGGUACUAAGGUCAUAAAGGGUCGAGGUGAGGCUUCAUUUUAUAGGGUGACGUGUAAGGAUAAUGGAAGAGGAAUGCCACACGAUGACAUCCCGAAUAUGUUUGGAAGAGUUCUGUCUGGCACAAAAUAUGGCUUGAAGCAGACACGUGGGAAGUUUGGACUUGGUGCUAAGAUGGCAUUAAUUUGGUCUAAGAUGAGUACCGGCCUUCCUAUGGAGAUCUCAUCAUCAAUGAAGGGCCAAAGCUACAUUUCAUUCUGCAGGCUGGAUAUUGAUAUUCAUAGGAACAUUCCUCAUAUUCAUGCACAUGAAAAACGGGAUAAUAAGGAAAGGUGGCAUGGGGCUGAAAUUCAAGUUGUAAUUGAAGGCAAUUGGACUACGUACCGUUCCAAGAUAUUGCAUUACAUGCGACAGAUGGCUGUUAUCACCCCUUAUGCCCAAUUUCUUUUUAAGUUUGUAUCAGAUGCAUCUGAUAAAAAUGUAACUAUAAGGUUUGCAAGGAGAACAGAUGUAAUGCCUCCAGUUCCUCUUGAGACAAAACACCAUCCAUCUUCUGUUGACUUACUACUGAUCAAACGCCUUAUAACAGAAACGUCAAAACAGAGCCUUUUGCAGUUUCUUCAGCAUGAAUUUGUAAAUAUAGGAAAAUCAUAUGCAGAACGAUUAAUUGGAGAAAUGGGUCCUGACUUCAACCCCAAAAUGGCAGUUAAAUCUUUAACUUCUCAGCAAAUUGUUCGUGUCCAUCAGUUAUUUCGUCAAGCCAAGUUUGAUGAUCCAAGUGGUGAUUGUCUUAGUCCUGCAGGGGAGUACAAUCUUCGCCUAGGGAUUAUAAAAGAGCUGCAUCCAGACAUGGUUGCUACUUAUUCGGGCAGUGCUCAAGUUUUUGAAGGCCACCCCUUCAUCGUGGAAGCUGGUGUCAGCGUGGGUGGUAAAGAUGUGAAGCAGGGUCUGAACAUUUUCCGAUUUGCAAAUCGGAUACCUCUUCUUUUUGAGCAAGGUGCUGAUGUUGUGACUAGGACUGCCCUUAAGAGAAUCAAUUGGAAUAGUUACAAAAUCAACCAGACUCAAGAUAAAAUUGGUGUCUUUGUGAGCAUUGUGAGCACAAAAAUCCCCUUUAAAGGGACCGGGAAGGAAUAUAUUGGAGAUGAUAUAACCGAAAUAGCCUCAGCUGUGAAGUCAGCGAUUCAGCAGUGCUGUAUCCAGCUAAAAACCAAAAUAGUGAAGAAAAUGCAGGCUCGUGAGCAGCAGGAGAGAAAACGAAAUCUAAGCAAGUACAUCCCAGAUGCUACAGGUGCUAUAUAUGAUGUUUUAAAGGAAAUGUCGCAGUUGCAUUCAUCAAAAAAGAAACGGUAUGACAAUGAGGAUACUGAACUGCUUGGGAAAGUAUCAGCUCGUUUGAUUACAAAAGAAACACUCCGGGAAAAGCUUGCCCAGCAUGUUGAACAGGUAGACUAUGAGAUGGCAUUGGAGUACGCUACACAGAGUGGAGUGAGCGAGGAGCCACGAGAAGCGAUAUUUUUACAAUCACUGGAAGCUGACGAUUGUUUCAUUGACUUGCAUAACCCCAUUUUCGUUUUUAGACUGUUUCAUUAGUAGUAGAAUGGAUAUAUAUUAUGUAGAAACAUAGCUAUCUUUGGUAUUUUCUUUAACAAACUGAAACUUAUUUUCUUGUGAGUAACCUUUUAGGCGCAACAUGGUGUUUUCACCAGCAAAUAAUAUGGCAUGUGUUCUCAUUAA
Ziziphus jujuba (common jujube) is the source of this 2317-nucleotide messenger RNA. RefSeq names its product DNA topoisomerase 6 subunit B. Gene Ontology annotation, cellular component: small ribosomal subunit; cytosol. Gene Ontology annotation, biological process: DNA topological change. Bases 152 to 2173 code for a protein of 673 amino acids. The record is from RefSeq and is a predicted model, not a curated record. The transcript has 19 exons. Gene Ontology annotation, molecular function: ATP binding; DNA topoisomerase type II (double strand cut, ATP-hydrolyzing) activity; DNA binding. Lineage: Eukaryota; Viridiplantae; Streptophyta; Magnoliopsida; Rosales; Rhamnaceae.